This is a messenger RNA of Arachis duranensis, 2116 nucleotides long. RefSeq lists its product as uncharacterized. Bases 1064 to 1963 code for a protein of 299 amino acids. NCBI's taxonomy places the organism in Eukaryota, Viridiplantae, Streptophyta, Magnoliopsida, Fabales, Fabaceae. The transcript is spliced from 8 exons. The record is from RefSeq and is a predicted model, not a curated record.
CGAAUAUCAUAGGUUCUUGGCCUUUUUUUUAGUACUUUGGACUAAAGACACAUUCUGGGCCUAAAUUGUAUGAAGAGAAAAAGGCCAAUAAAAAAGUAUCAAAGUCCUAAAAAAUUCCUUAAAAAUGUUGAAGAUGCUAAAUUAGUGUCAUCUCCUAAUACAAGAGAAAAUGAUCAUAUCUCAAUCAAUUUUCAAUUUUACCAAAUUCUUAAAGUAUGAAGAGAAGAAGGCUAAUAAAGAAGUAUCAAAGUCCUAAAAAAUUCCUCAAAGAUGUUGAAGAUGCUAAAUUAGUGUCAUCUCCUAAUACAAGAGGAAAUGAUCAUAUCUCAAUCAAUUUUCAAUUUUACCAAAUUCUUAAAGUGUGAACUUAUACAUGAUUGUUAUUCUUUGAUUUAAGUAAUAUAGUUUUCUCUUAUUUUUUUUAUUUUUUACGGGCAUGAAGAGAAGAAGGCUAAUAAAAAGGUAUCAAAGUCCUAAAAAAUCCCACAAAGAUAUUGAAAAUGCUAGACUAGUGUCAUCCCCUAAUGCAAGAUGAAAUGAUCAUAUCUCAAUUUUCAAUUUUACCCAAUUCUUAAAGUGUCAUCCCCUAAUAUUGUUUUUUCUUAUUUUUUUAUAUUAUUGCAGGUAUUAAAAGGAGAAGACUUGUACAAUUCGAAGAGGAAGAAGAUGAACAUAUUGAACCGAAUGUUGUAUAUGCUAGAGAAAAUGUUCAUCUCUCAAAUUAUGAAAAUAGUAACUAUCUCCUCUUUUAGCAUACUAUGAUAAAAAUAUUGUGAAGUUUCUAAUUUCUUUAAUUAGGUUUCUAAUUCUUUUACUUUAAAGUUAUCUUGGCACGAGAAAAAAGACAUCUUCCAAGUCAUUCUAAGUUAACAUCUUCUAAAGGCAAGAGUCAACAAGAGCAUAUAGCUCAAAGUUCAUCCAUUCAAAAUGAACUUCAUAGUCAUAGCCUAUCAGAUGCUGAUUUCUUAAUAAUGAAGAGGUAGAUGGAGUUGCUAUUUCUAGAAAGAAGUGGAACACCACAUGGUCUGUUAUUGUUGUAGAUGAACAAGGGGUUGAAAAGAGUAUGCAUCUUAAGGUAAAAGAUGCAUUUUCCCUUCAUCAUAGUAGGAAACGAGCUCUUAUAGAAUGGAAUGGAAGUGGUCAGCCAAUUGGAGAAUCCGGUGGACUCUUGGGAGGUGUUUUGGGGCUCAUUGCAAGUAAUUUUAAUAAUUUUCCUAUAAUGUACAAAACUUGGCAUAAAGUUCCAAUGCAAUAUAAAGAUGCUAUUUUUGAGAAUACUAUUAAGAAAAUAUUUGUUGUUAAUGAUGAUGAACACAAAAGGUAUAUCUUGUCAAAUCUUGGAAAUAAGUGGAAGAAUAAUAGAUUUAAGCUAUUCAAUGAGCAUUAUAAAUCGGAACUUAGUUGGGAUGCAAAUGUUAAUUUGAAUCCAAUUGGAAUUCCCAAAGACCAUUGGGCUGCAUUUUUGGAAUAUAGAUUGAGUCCAAAAACUCAGGAAUUGUGUGAAAAGAAUGCUAUAAAUCGGCAACAAUUAAAAAUUCCUCACACUAUUGGCUCAAAAACACUUGCUAGGAAACGCCAUGAACUUGAAAACUUACAAAAGGAAAUUGGUGAGGGUGCUUCUGAAAAUGAAGCAUAUGUUAAAGUAUUUGGCAAAGAGAAUUCAAGCUAUGUUAGAGGUAUGGGAGUUGGUGUUCGUCCAUCUCAAAUGAUUAGAUCCUUAUCCUGCUCAAGAGAGUCUAUGCAAUCUACUACAACUAGUGGACCAUCAAGAACUGAAUAUCAAAACUUGAAGUUACAAGUACAAUUGCUACAGGAACAAGUAAAUUUUCUUGUGAAUCAUCAAAAGGGUCAAUUGCCACCUGGUUUUCCUACUGAGGUUGCAGAUUUUGAAUCACCUACACAUACAAGACCAUAUUCUUCUGCCAGUCAUGAACCUCAACAACACAGGCCAUCCAACGUUUAAAGGAGUUUUAUGAUUGAAUUGUUAGGUUUACAAGUUUGGAUUAAGUUGGAAUUUUUUGAAUUUACAUAUGGAUUAUUACUAUGUAAUUAAAACUUGUAGAAUUCAACUUUUGAAAUACAUUGUUGCUAUUUCUAUAAAACUUGGGGGAUUGAA